UAACACUGAGAAAUGAAAACUAGUCUUUGUGUGCCCUAGCAUCUCUGAAAACCUCAGUCCCGCCAUUGCCGCUCAAAUGGCCAGCCCGGUGCCCACCUCCUCCUCGCCGGAGGAUUCAAGGCCCUCCAAUUCCCGUUCCUGGUUCUCCGAUCUCGUCGUCGCUCGCUCUCCGCCGGAGACCCGUGAUUGGUCUCUCCUAAAGCUCCAGGCGUUGAUUCCACAAUUGAGAUCAGAAUAUCAAGUGUAUGAAGAUGCAUUUGUUGAAAAAGUUAAAGAUGGCUUGUUGAUUGCGAGGGAGAACUCAGGACUGGUAUUAGGUGUCGGGGCUGCUGCGGGUCUCCUUCUUCUAAGAGGUCCAAGAAGAUUUUUGUUCCGUCAAACUCUAGGACGCCUUCAGAGCGAGGAGGCCCGAUUUGUUAAAGCAGAGAAGGGUUUGCAAGAGCUCACUGAAUCUGUUGGUAAGCUAAAUACAGACGUCAAUAAGUUGAUCAAGUCAGCAAAGGCUGGUGAAGAAGAAAUGCUACAUGGAGGAACAAAAAUCAAGAAUACUGGAAAGGAAAUCCAAAGACUUCUCAAGUCUAUUUAUGCAGUAGAAUCUGAAGCAAUUGGGUUGUCUAGAUAUAAUGGAUGGACUGCGGGCUCUUCCUGGCAGAAGUGCGCUGCGGCUUCGAGCAGAGGUGGCUUCCAUGGCAUCUGAAUUGAAACAGAAAAGGACUGAAAUGAAUAAAAAAAUAAUGGAGAUUGCAGACCUAGGAAUUAAAGUUUGACAAACUCUGCUCUUCUUGCUUUAGUUGGAGCCAUUUAUAAACUCUUUUUUCAGAUCUUGGAUACAAAUUUAUUGAUACAUACCAAAAAUGUUUGCCCCUAGUCCCAGUUGCAAAAACAUCUCACACCACCAGAUGGCAUAUUGCUAAAAAGCAGAAUAAGUAUGCUCUGUUUUGUUAUAUUUUGAGAAUGAAUGCAACAACAAUGAAACCUUGAGCAAUUUUUCCAGAACCAUUA
Dioscorea cayenensis subsp. rotundata (Guinea yam) is the source of this 1002-nucleotide messenger RNA. RefSeq names its product RGS1-HXK1-interacting protein 1. NCBI's taxonomy places the organism in Eukaryota, Viridiplantae, Streptophyta, Magnoliopsida, Dioscoreales, Dioscoreaceae. Bases 77 to 697 code for a protein of 206 amino acids. The record is from RefSeq and is a predicted model, not a curated record. The transcript is spliced from 8 exons.